Rosa chinensis is the source of this 1501-nucleotide messenger RNA. RefSeq names its product putative glucose-6-phosphate 1-epimerase. Bases 100 to 1098 code for a protein of 332 amino acids. Gene Ontology annotation, molecular function: carbohydrate binding; isomerase activity. The record is from RefSeq and is a predicted model, not a curated record. The transcript has 9 exons. Gene Ontology annotation, biological process: carbohydrate metabolic process. Lineage: Eukaryota; Viridiplantae; Streptophyta; Magnoliopsida; Rosales; Rosaceae.
CUUUCUUAAGCAACAAAAGAAAACAAAGCGACGAAGCACUCUCACCAGAGAAAGAGAGAGAGAGAGAGAGAGCGACAGAGAGGGAGAGAGAGAGAGAAAAUGAGUAGCGAAAAGGUUCCCAAUCCCAUUGCUACUACUGCUGCGAACACCAAGACCACUCCUCCUCCUCACGGCGUCGAGUUCGUUAAGGGCGUUAAUGGCCUCGACAAGGUCGUCCUCCGUGAUCCGCGCGGCAGUCUCGCCGAGGUGUAUUUGUAUGGGGGUCAUGUAACAUCAUGGAAGAAUGACCAGGGGGAGGAAUUGCUAUUUGUCAGCAAUAAGGCUAUAUUUAAGCCUCCAAAAGCAAUUCGUGGGGGGAUCCCAAUUUGCUUUCCACAAUUUUCAAAUCUUGGUUCUCUUGAUGCACAUGGAUUUGCUAGAAACAGAUUUUGGAGCAUUGACCCUGAUCCAUCUCCUUUUCCAACAAAUACUUCCAAUAAGGUUUUUGUUGAUUUGAUUCUUAAGCCUACUGAAGAAGAUAUUAAGACUUGGCCUCAUAGUUAUGAGUUCCGGCUGCGAGUAGCUUUGGGACCUGGAGGAGAUCUGAUGUUGACAUCUCGCAUCCGGAAUACCAACUCUGAUGGGAAGCCAUUCACAUUCACGUUUGCUUAUCAUACUUAUUUCUCUGUUUCAGAUAUAAGUGAAGUUCGUGUAGAAGGCUUGGAGACCCUCGAUUAUCUGGACAACAUGCAGAACAGGAAACGUUGUACUGAGCAAGGGGAUGCUAUAACGUUUGAAUCGGAGGUCGACAAGAUAUAUCUUAGCACUCCUACAAAGAUUGCAAUUCUGGAUCAUGAGAAGAAGAGAACAUUUGUAAUACGUAAAGAUGGGCUUCCAGAUGCUGUGGUGUGGAAUCCCUGGGAUAAGAAGGCAAAGGCUAUGGCUGAUUUUGGAGAUGAUGAGUACAAACAUAUGCUCUGUGUGGAGGCUGCUGCUAUUGAGAGACCUAUCACAUUGAAACCCGGAGAGGAGUGGAGAGGAAGGCAGGAGCUUUCAGCUGUUCCUUCCAGUUACUGUAGUGGGCAACUUGAUCCUCGAAAGGUUCUCCAGGGAAGUUGAAAGAUUCGGCACUCUGGCCUAUAUUUUGUACAGGUAUUUGUCGCACAUGUACAUGGGUCGGGACAACCAAUUCUGCCCUCUAUUUUUCGCUCCGAAAUUUUUCUUGUGUUGGGUGAAAUAAUAGAUGUCAACACUUGCUAUGGUGGAUGAGAGACCACAUGUUUCUGUUAGAUGGAACCUCUAUGGAACCUCUUAAUAUGGGUUGAAAGUAAAUGUUCUUGUUGAUCAACAAUCCAAUUGGGUUUUGGUUGCUUUUAUCACUUAAAAAAGCUCCUCAUAUGUAGCGUUACUAUAUUCAUCUAACUUGACAAUACCUAUAUACGAUGUGAAACUUGACGAUCUUUUCAGAAAUUUGGAAUGUUUAAUUCAAAUUUCAUUCGGAGCACGAUAUCUCUGACCAUAA